This is a messenger RNA of Sorex araneus (European shrew), 3873 nucleotides long. RefSeq names its product tRNA methyltransferase 5 (gene TRMT5). The record is from RefSeq and is a predicted model, not a curated record. Gene Ontology annotation, biological process: mitochondrial tRNA methylation; tRNA N1-guanine methylation. Bases 63 to 1592 code for a protein of 509 amino acids. Gene Ontology annotation, cellular component: cytoplasm; mitochondrial matrix. The transcript is spliced from 5 exons. Lineage: Eukaryota; Metazoa; Chordata; Mammalia; Eulipotyphla; Soricidae.
GGGAUGACGUCGUCGAGGCGCCAGCCUAUUCCCCCAGCUCUCCUGCGGCGCUGCACCAAAGCAUGAGGAUUUUCUGGAAGCCAUUUGGAUUCUCGAGAAGACUUCUUAAAGUGCAAGGCUGUAGAAUAACUGAAUCAGAACUGUUGAUCCCAUUAGGUUGGACAUCACUGAUACAGAAGCUUAGCAAAGCACCUGGUAUUUUCUUGUUGGAUCAAAGGAAAAAACUCUCAACCAUGCCUGAGAUAGAAACAAGUCAGAAAGACACUGAAUUAUUUUCACCACCUCCCAAUGUCCGAGGGAUGACAAAACUUGAUAGAACAGCUUUUAAAAAGACCGUCACCAUCCCAGUGCUUAAAGUGAGAAAAGAAGUAGUCAAUAAAUUGAUGAGAUCCCUUAAAAGGGCAGCACUGCAGCGACCAGGCAUAAAACGUGUGAUUGAAGACCCUGAAGAUGAAGAAAUUAGGCUAAUUAUGUUGGAUCCUUUUAAGAUGCUAAAUGAUAAUUGCUUUGAGAAAGCUGAACUCAGUAUCUUAAAGGAGCUUAAUGUCAACCCACAAAUAUCGAACUAUAAUUUAGAAUUAUCUUAUGAAAACUUUAAGUCGGAAGAAAUCUUAAAAGCUGUGCUUCCUGAAGGCCAAGAUGUGACUUCAGGAUUUAGCAGAGUUGGACAUAUUGCCCAUCUGAAUCUCCGAGAUCAUCAGCUACCUUUCAAGCAUUUAAUUGGCCAAGUUGUGAUUGACAAAAAUCCAGGAAUCACUUCAGCAGUAAAUAAAAUCAAUAAUAUUGACAAUACGUACCGAAAUUUCCAAAUGGAAGUCCUAUCUGGAGAGGAGAACAUGAUGACCAAGGUUCGAGAAAACAACUACACCUAUGAAUUUGAUUUUUCAAAGGUCUAUUGGAAUCCUCGUCUCUCUACAGAACACAGCCGUAUCACAGAACUUCUCAAACCUGGGGAUAUCCUGUUUGAUGUGUUUGCUGGAGUUGGACCCUUUGCCAUUCCAGUAGCAAAGAAAAAUUGUACUGUAUUUGCCAAUGAUCUCAAUCCUGAAUCCCAUAAAUGGCUAUUGCAUAACUGUAAAUUAAAUAAAGUUGACCAGAAAGUAAAGGUGUUUAACUUGGAUGGACAAAACUUCCUUCAAGGACCAGUCAGAGAAGAGCUAAUGCAGCUGCUGGGACCACUGUCAAAAGAAAGCAGACGCUCUGUGCACAUUGUCAUGAACUUGCCGGCAAAGGCUAUAGAGUUUCUCAGUGCUUUCAAGUCCCUUUUGGAUGGGCAGCCAUGCAGCAAUGAACUCCUUCCCACAGUGCACUGUUACAGCUUUUCUAAAGAUGCUGAUCCUGCUAAGGAUGUCCGACAACGAGCUGAAACUGUAUUGGGUAUUUCCUUGGAGGCAUGCAGUUCAGUUCAUAUAGUAAGAAAUGUGGCACCUAACAAAGAAAUGCUAUGCAUUACCUUUCAGAUUCCUGCUGCUAUACUGUACAAGAACCAGACCUUAAAUCAAGAGAAUCAUGAAGACCCACCUCUUAAGCGCCAGAAGACAGAGAAAUCAUUUUCAGAAGAAAAAACACAAGCUACUUCAGUCACUAAUUGAAAAUGUACCCUCUAUCCCCACUAUAAUUAUAGUAUAAAAAUAUAAUUUAAAUAUUUCAUAAAAUUUUAGUAGUUAUUUAUUAUCAAAUCUUUAUAUUUAGUCCCUACUCUCUUAUACACAAUGUUAAAUUAAAAUAUAAGCAAAAUGAAUGCUAAAUAUAUUUUACUCCAAAUUUUAAAAUUAUAAUUUUAUAAGCAUUUUAAUCAAUAUUUAUUGUCUAUCUUUGGGGAAAAUUUUUUUUGAGGGUAGAUAAGUGCAUGCUACCUAGGAAAGCACUAAUAUCAUUCUGCAGUUUUCCUUAAUUGAAGAUUGUAGCUAUGAUUUAUAUAGCCACUCCUAUACAACAUUUUUAUAUAAGUAAAUUCCUUUUUUGUUUAUUUGUUUAUGGGCCAUACUGGGAGCGACUGUGCUUUGCUAGGGAUUGAACUCAGGCUUUCCCUAAUGUAAAGCACAUACUGUAGUCCAUCUCCCGGGCUCACUGAAAAUAAUUUCUAAACGACAUUAUUUAAGUCACUGAUAGGCAAAGUAUGCUCAACAGGCCAAAUCUAGUCCAUUAUCUGUUUUUGUAUUAUAGGAAAUAAUCUGAGAAGUUUCUUACACUUUUUAAAAAAUUGGAAAAGAGCAAUCUUUUGUGACAUGAAAAUUAUAUAAUAUUUCAAUCUUAGUGUCCAUAAAUAAAACCUUAUUGGAUAGAAUACACCAGGCCUGUUUUAUUCAGUGGCAGUUUUCAUGGUGUAAGAGCAGGGUUGGCAGGUUGCAACACAGCCUGGAUAUGAUUCUCAUCCUUUUAUACUGUAACUCAUCAUAGCAGUGAGUUACAAUCUACAGCAUUUUAAGUAGCGUGUAUAAAACAUUUAUAUGUCAGCAAAUUAUAAUACCUUUUUAGUACCAUAUGAAGCUAUUCUCUCAAAACAAGAAAAGCAGAUUUCUGAAGUUGUGGCUUAAAGGCACAAUGAAGUGUGAGCUAUUUAGAUACCGAAUUAGAUAAUAGCAUGAAAACAAUAUAUGUUGACAUUACCAAGAGGAGCAUUCCUAAGGUUAAUAAUACUGUAACCAUGUUAAACAAUAAUAAAAACUUUAAAGAAACACUCAACACAAUAUUCCCAACUGUCAAAACAAUUUAAAUGAGGGGCUGGGGAGAUAGUACAGUGGCUAAGGCACUUGCCUUGCACAUGGCUGGCCGAAUGCCUGGUCUUCAAUUGCCAGCAUCCUAUUGGGCCCGUCGCACUACCAGGAGUGAUUCCUGAAUGCAGAGCCAGGUAUAAGCCCUGAGUAUUAUUAAGUACAGCCCCAAAACCCAAAUCACAAAAAAUCCAAUUUAAAUGAAAAUAUUUUAGUAUUUGAGACAUCAGUACUGGGUUUUAAAUUACUAGAGAAUUACUUUCAACUGCAUAGAAUAAUUGGGUUAUAAAUUUUCAAAAAAAUCUAGAAAACACUAAUUCUGUAUUAGAAAACACUAACUCUAGGUUUAAAGUAGAAUCUAUGUGUUGCAACAGUUGGGAGAAAAAUGUGAAUUACAGAAACAUUUAAUUGGGGAUGGAGCUAUAGCACAGCAGGUAGGGCAUUUGCCUUGCAUGUAGCCAACCUGGGUUCAAUCCCUGGGAUCCCAUAUGGUACCCCAAGCACUGCUAGGAGUAUUUUUGAGUGCAGAGCCAGGAAUAACCCCUGAGCAUUGCUGGGUGUGACCCAAAAAACAACAAUAAAAAGAUUUAAUUGAGUCCAUUUUUCAAAAGCUGUGGGAGGAAAAAUGGGCUGAAGAGGUAGUAUAGGGGUUGAGGUGCUUGUUGCCUGUGGGUAGAAUCCCUGACACCAUAUAUGGUCUCCCAAGUACCUACAAAGGUCACUCCUUAACAACAAAGAAUAGCCCCUGAGCACCAUGAGGAGUAGCCCAAAAACAACUUGUAAAAAUGAGAUGUAUCAUUAAAAUCUGUUUAUUUUCUAUCUCCUGCUAAAUCAGUAGUGUCAAUUAUGAAUUCUGUGUCAUGAACUUUACCUCAACUCCUUAAGUUUUGUCAGGAAGUAAAGCUGAAUUUCCUGCAUGUUUAACCUAAAUUUAAUCUGAUUAGCAAUUAGGAAGUUUUAACUGCAAUUUCUUCAGUGUUAAGAAUAAAUUUUUCCGGGGCCGGAGCGAUAGCACAGCGGGUAGGGCGUUUGCCUUGCACGCGGCCGACCCGGGUUCGAUCCCCGGCAUCCCAUAUGGUCCCCCAAGCACUGCCAGGAGUAAUUCCUGAGUGCAAAGCCAGGAGUAACCCCUGAGCAUCGCUGGGUGUGACCCAAAAAG